AAGUGGAAGUUAAAGUACUCUUUCGCUUUCAGUGUUUGGUAUCUUUUUUUUUCUCUCACGUGUUUCCGAAUCUCGUUGGAUGUUCUUAGCGUUUAAAGUUUAUCAACGUCAGUCAUACUAAAGAGAAAUUAUGUUUAGAAAGAUUUGAGCAGUCUAAUCUUUUGGAUCACCACAAAAUGAAGAUCUAGCGAACAGAAGUAACGAGUACUCUCAUGGUUUAACAACGCAAGAAAUGAUUACGGAGCCUCCUUUCACUGCUUCCAUUCUUGAGAAUCUUUUCAUUCUAAUUGUGACGUCGCUUCCAGUUAUGGGUUCUAAAAUUCAUUUGCCGCUUCGAAUCAACAUGCUUCACAUACCAACGCCUGUGGUAACAGGAGAUAACGUUCUGUUGCGCUGUGGCUAUGAGCUAGGCAAUGAAACCCUGUACGCCGUCAAGUGGUACAAGAAUAUGGGCGAGUUUUUCAGAUACGUUCCAGCUUCAGACCCACCUCUAAAAGUGUUCCCACAAGUCGGGAUUGAUGUUGAUAUGUCAAAAUCGGACAAAAGUACUGUAUAUUUGCGAAAUCUCAGCCUUGAAAGUUUUGGAAAUUACACAUGUCAAGUAUCUACAGAUAAACCCUUUUUCAGAUGUGUCCAAACUACGAAGCAGCUUGAAGUUGUUGUUCCUCCAUCAGACGGCCCGGUGUUGAUGGAAGAAAAAUCUGACUACGAGCUUGGAGACAACGUUUCAAUACUUUGUAACUCUGGAAAGUCUAAGCCAGCGCCAGAGCUGAAGUGGUACAUCAACGAUCAACUGGCCCAUUCCGAAUUAUCAGAUCAAGAAACAAUUGUUUAUCCUGACCAGCUAGAAAGUACAAGUUUAGCAUUGCGAUUUAGGCUGAAGCCAGAAGUUCUUCAUGAUGGAAAAGUGACUCUAAAGUGUGUUGCCACAAUUAAUCACAUGCAUGCAGUUACAAUCAAAGAAAUUAGAGCCGCUGGUUCCCAUCCGCAGAUGACAGAAUGGCUGCUUUGGAUAAUAAUCGCAAUAACAUUAUCCUAGAACAAGCGUCAUUAGCAUAUUAUUGAAUGAGAAAUGCCAAAAAAAGUUUUUGAAGUUUAAUAUGUAUUUAUAUAUUUGUUUAUAA
This is a messenger RNA of Uloborus diversus, 1124 nucleotides long. Its product is annotated as endothelial cell-selective adhesion molecule-like. The transcript has 7 exons. NCBI's taxonomy places the organism in Eukaryota, Metazoa, Arthropoda, Arachnida, Araneae, Uloboridae. The record is from RefSeq and is a predicted model, not a curated record. The coding region runs from base 233 to 1039 and encodes 268 amino acids.